Messenger RNA from Pisolithus orientalis, 2036 nucleotides. Its product is annotated as calcium proton exchanger. Gene Ontology annotation, cellular component: fungal-type vacuole membrane. The record is from RefSeq and is a predicted model, not a curated record. Gene Ontology annotation, molecular function: calcium:proton antiporter activity. The coding region runs from base 145 to 1737 and encodes 530 amino acids. The transcript is spliced from 19 exons. Gene Ontology annotation, biological process: intracellular calcium ion homeostasis; calcium ion transmembrane transport. Lineage: Eukaryota; Fungi; Basidiomycota; Agaricomycetes; Boletales; Pisolithaceae.
CAAAAAUUGGAACACGGCCUGUCCUCUUACAACCCGCCAAACUACACAGCUGUCUUCCAACCUUCGUUCAGGCAGUAUCCACUGAUAAAACAUCCUCUGCGCAGCACCCCCCUAGAACCUGUGCUAUCGAACGUAUAAUUUGCCAUGUCGGACCCGGACUCGAACUUGGGGCGGGCGCCGUCUGACUCACGACUGCUGCAGUCCGACGAAACGCCGCAACCUCGCCGGAGUUCCACAAAUCCCGUCGCACAGAGUAGGCCCGCCAACCGCGUCUUAAGCCGGCAAUCGCUGAAGCGCCACUUUACGACGCUUUUGCAACCAGAGAGGAAACUUUCUUCUCCCCCUUCUGCCUGGCAAAGCUUGCGGGCCAUUAUCCUAGCAUCUUGGUUAAAUGUCCUCUUAGUCUGUAUCCCGAUAUCGUGGGCGAUGAACUUUGCUCUUCCCGACCAACAUACUCUUAUAUUCGUUUUCUCAUUCCUGGCUAUAAUUCCGCUUGCCAAGCUCCUUGCCUUUGCUACCGAUGAGCUAUCGAUGCGUGUCGGGCAAACGCUUGCAGGGCUUAUGAAUGCAACUUUGGGAAAUGCUGUUGAACUCAUUGUUUCGAUAAUUGCGUUGACGAAAUGCGAAUUGCAGAUUGUUCAGUCGUCCCUGGUGGGAUCCAUCCUGAGUAAUUUGUUACUCGUCCUGGGCAUGUGUUUCUUCGCAGGUGGUCUACGGUUCUCGGAGCAAGGAUUCGGACAUGUUGCGGCCCAACUGAACUCUACCCUUCUAACCGUCAGCGUCAUUGCCGUCCUGUUACCUGGGGCUUUCCAUAUGGCUUUGCAGGGCUCCACCUCAGUCAGUGAAAGUGAUUUAGACGACCGAAUCUUGAAGACUAGUCACGGAGUCGCCAUUAUCCUGCUCUUCAUCUACUGUUCAUAUCUCCUGUUCCAGCUCUUUUCCCAUAAGAACCUUUACAGUGAUGAUGCAUUCGAGGCAUCAAGGAAGUAUUCGGGGGAGAAUCCGUUUAAAUUGGGUCACAGACUGCGUCACAGACGACGAGCUGCAAACGACGUGGGCAUGACAGACCUUCCGAUGGUUUCCUCUCCCCGUCAGGAGAGCGUUCAGAUUGACCACGGCGAUGAAAAUUCCAUGAGUCAUCCCGACGUUACCCAUGAUGUCGAGAGCGGAUCCUCCGAAGAGGAAGAAAAGCCUCAGAUGUCAGUGCCAGUGUCCUUGGGCCUCCUUGUUGCUGUCACGGUGCUCGUUGCUGUCACUGCGGAAUUCUUGGUGGAUUCCAUCAACGGUUUAACUUCGGGAGGCGCUAUUAGCACAGAAUUUGUUGGCGUGAUACUACUUCCUAUCGUUGGCAAUGCUGCGGAGCAUGUUACCGCGGUUACAGUGUCGGUCAAAGACAAGCUAACCUUGAGCUUGGGCGUGGCCGUCGGAUCGAGCAUUCAAAUCGCCUUGUUUGUCAUUCCCUUCAUUGUCACGCUGGGAUGGAUUCUUGGAAAGCCGUUAACCCUCAUGUUCGACCCGCUGGAAUCUAUAGUCAUGUUCCUUGCUGUCCUCACCGUCAACUACGUCAUUCAAGAUGGCAGGUCGAAUUGGCUGGAGGGCAUGCUCCUCAUGUGUAAGUCCUCGCUCCUUUCUUGUGGAUCAUCUAUGCCGCUCACGGGUGAACGGACAGCGCUAUAUCUCAUCCUUUGCGUAACAUUCUGGUAUUACCCUGGUACCUCGCCGAUUUUAAGCUGCUAAACAUCCAAACCAAUAUUUGGAGAAUGUUUAUGAUUCUAAUAAGUCCAGUUGCAGUAUUCACUCUGGAAUGAAGUCCACGACUCUUAUACAUGACUAUUCUCCCUUCCUUCGUGUAUCAUCUACAGGUUUUCCAUUAUUUUUUUGAUGCCACAUGUCUAUGACGAUAUAAGAUAUCCAAAUAUUUACUUGUCUAAGCGUUCAACGCCGCAAUAAUUUCCGAGUGCCAAGAGGAUGAGUGGAGUGGAGCUUGUGACAUGGUCAGAACUAGUAUGGUAGACAAGUUAAUUUUCAUGUUAUAA